Molecule: messenger RNA, 993 nt
Organism: Lotus japonicus
Lineage: Eukaryota; Viridiplantae; Streptophyta; Magnoliopsida; Fabales; Fabaceae
Product: 40S ribosomal protein S8
Exons: 5
Coding region: 135-788 (217 amino acids)
Biological process (GO): translation; maturation of SSU-rRNA from tricistronic rRNA transcript (SSU-rRNA, 5.8S rRNA, LSU-rRNA)
Cellular component (GO): cytosolic small ribosomal subunit; ribosome
Molecular function (GO): structural constituent of ribosome
Source: RefSeq, a predicted model, not a curated record
CUAGGGUUUCCUUCGCGAAAUAUAUAAGAUGAAAAACAACACCACGAUAGGGUUUUAACAACACACAGCGAGAGAGCGAGAGCGAGAGCGAGUGCGAGUGAGAGAGUGUUGCUGCUGCUUCACCAUCCAUCAACAUGGGGAUUUCUAGGGAUUCCAUGCACAAGAGGCGUGCCACUGGUGGAAAGCAGAAGACCUGGAGGAAGAAGCGAAAGUAUGAGCUUGGUCGCCAGCCAGCUAACACUAAGCUAUCUAGCAACAAGACUGUCAGGAGGAUUCGUGUUAGGGGUGGUAAUGUCAAGUGGAGGGCUCUGAGAUUGGAUACUGGAAACUUCUCAUGGGGAAGCGAGACUGUUACUCGGAAAACCCGUCUUCUAGAUGUGGUUUACAAUGCCUCAAACAAUGAGCUUGUCCGAACUCAGACCCUUGUCAAAGGUGCUAUUGUUCAGGUUGAUGCUGCUCCAUUCAAGCAGUGGUACCUCCAGCACUAUGGUGUUGAAAUUGGCAGGAAAAAGAAAACAGCUGCCAAGAAGGACUCUACUGAGGAAGGUGAGGCUGUUGCAGAAGACACCAAAAAGAGCAACCAUGUGCAGCGAAAGCUGGAGAAUCGCCAGAAAGAUCGUACCCUUGAUUCUCACAUUGAAGAGCAGUUUGGCGGUGGACGAUUGCUGGCCUGCAUAUCUUCUCGACCUGGUCAAUGUGGCAGGGCUGAUGGCUACAUUCUAGAGGGUAAAGAGCUUGAAUUUUACAUGAAGAAACUCCAGAAGAAGAAGGGAAAGGGUGCUGCUUGAUUGUAGUAUUUCCCAAAUUUUUCUUUAUGGUUUUAGUUUUCAUUGGAGGCUAGUACCAUUCAAGGGUAUGUUUUGUGCUUCAGUUGAUAUUUUUGAUCGACAACCUUCAGAUGAUGCCAUAGGACAUCAUUUAGAACUUUUACACCAGUUUUUUGCUAAGGGUCAUCUUGAUUGUUUUUAAAUUAAUGAUUUACAAUUUUAUCCA